This is a messenger RNA of Pseudophryne corroboree (corroboree frog), 3199 nucleotides long. RefSeq names its product epsin 2 (gene EPN2). Gene Ontology annotation, biological process: endocytosis. The transcript has 10 exons. Gene Ontology annotation, molecular function: phospholipid binding; clathrin binding. Bases 329 to 2119 code for a protein of 596 amino acids. Lineage: Eukaryota; Metazoa; Chordata; Amphibia; Anura; Myobatrachidae. The record is from RefSeq and is a predicted model, not a curated record. Gene Ontology annotation, cellular component: plasma membrane; endosome; clathrin vesicle coat.
UCUGCCGGCAGACCACAGACCAUAGAAGGACCGUAUUUCACCUACAAGAAACCGGGCGCGGAGGAGGAUUUCCCUGCAAGGAAUACCUACACCGGUACUCAGCUUCUGGGGUGUAACAAUGUACGUUGGCUGAGGAGAUGCUUUUAACCAAAAGGGGGCCACAUUUCAUCUCAUGCCCUGACUCCAGCGCAGGAUUUCCUUCUGUACCACGCAAAACAAGGACACCUCGGUCCUGGAUUACCAUGGCCGUUUUGUGAUUCUAAUUUGUUUUUAUUAAAAAAAGAAGAUCCUUGAGAUAUUUUAGUUUUUUUUUUAAUCCUUUACAAAAAUGACGACCUCGUCAAUAAGAAGACAAAUGAAGAACAUUGUUAAUAAUUACUCCGAGGCGGAGAUAAAAGUCCGGGAAGCCACCUCCAACGAUCCGUGGGGCCCCUCCAGCUCCCUUAUGACAGAGAUCGCCGACCUGACCUACAACGUGGUGGCUUUUUCUGAAAUCAUGAGCAUGAUCUGGAAGAGACUAAACGACCACGGGAAGAACUGGAGACACGUUUACAAAGCUUUGACCCUGCUGGAUUAUCUCAUCAAGACUGGUUCAGAGAGGGUGUCCCACCAGUGUAAGGAAAACAUAUUUGCCAUACAGACGCUGAAAGACUUCCAAUACAUUGACCGGGAUGGCAAAGACCAGGGGAUUAACGUACGGGAAAAGUCAAAACAGUUGGUGAGCCUCUUAAAAGAUGACGAGAGGUUGAAGGGCGAAAGGGCCCAGGCACUAAAGACCAAAGAGCGGAUGGCUCAGGUGACUACUUCGGUAGGGAGCAGCAACCAGAUCAGUUUUGGCCGAGGAUCUAGCCAGCCAAACCUGUCUACUAGCUACUCCGAACAGGACUAUGGGAAAUCUGGUGGCUCUCCGGCAUCUUACCAUGGAUUCAUGUGUGAGGUCCUAGCAGCUACUUCCCCCCGAGUCUCGUCGGAGUUGGAGCAGGCCAGACCCCAGACCAGCGGAGAGGAGGAGUUACAGUUACAACUGGCGCUUGCCAUGAGCCGGGAGGUGGCGGAGCAGGAGGAGCGUAUCCGUCGAGGGGAUGACUUGCGACUGCAGAUGGCACUGGAGGAAAGCAGAAAACACACCAUAAAAGUUCCUAAAAAGAAAGCGCAGCAAACAUCAUUGUUGGACCUGAUAGACGCGCUGCCUGCGGGGGCCGCAGCCCCACAGAAGUCCGAGCCUUGGGCAGCAGUAGCAACAACAACAUCAACAUCGAAUAACCAGCAGGACCCCUGGGGAGGCGCUGGUGCCUCUCAAGCCUCCGCAGAUCCCUGGCAGUCUUUUGCAGGUACAAAGGCAACUGCGACUGGCGACCCUUGGGGAACGAACGCAGCUUCAUCAACACAGCCUCUUCCAAAAAGCCAGGACCCCUGGGCACCAUCGCCGGUCACCGGAGUGGCUAAUUCUACAGCGGACCCCUGGGGACCUGCUCCAGCAAUUAAAACUAGCAAAAGCACAGGUGGCUCGUCCUUUGACCCCUUCAGCAAUUUAAAUGGGAGCGCGAAAGAUGAUUUCUCUGAGUUUGACAGCCUGAGGUCUUCUUCCAAAGUAUCAGCGGACUCCAUAUCUACUCUGCCGUCCUUACGAAGCGGCACCACCAGUCCCGAUCUAUUCGAUUCUCAGUCUGUCACCACUACCAGCAAGCAGACCGUAGCGCGGAAAACCCCGGAAUCCUUCCUGGGCCCUAACGCCACCUUAGUCAACUUGGACACGCUGGUCACCAUGCCCACGCAGCUCGCCCCUACAUUUAACCCAUUCUUGGGAUCAGGAGCCCCCGCACCAGUAUCCAUUCCCGUCGUCAACCCCUUCCAGGUCAAUCAGCCCCAAGCUCUCACGCUCAACCAGCUGCGUUCCAGCCCUAUGAUGGGAGUCAGUCCGUCCUUUAACACGUUGCCAGCCACUGCUAGUGAGGUCUCCGUGCCACCCCCAUUACUCGGAGUCUCAACGUUGCCUGCUGUACCAACAACGGGACUGGGAAUAAACAUGAACAAGCCGGCCACCCUUCCCCACCACAGCUCGUCCAUCCCGCCCUCAGCUGCACAAGCCAUGAAUGCCACCAACCCUUUCUUGUUAUGAAGGGCAGGAUGUUGGGAGCGGGGAGAUGGACAGGAUAAUGUAUAACUACACACUACACUAUGGAGUUACACCGCUUGGCUGUAGGCAUCUCCCACUGAGGAGUCAUGUCUGGCAGGUCCAUCUUCGAGGGUGGGAGUGAUGUGGGCCUGGUCGACUUGAACCUACUUCCUGGGAAGCGAUGAUGACACCAAGGAGUUCUUUCACGGUAAAUGUAAGCGGCACGCUCCUCGCCGAAGCCAGGCCUCGUCCUUUCUGUCUUCUACAACGUUGCGGAUUAUCACGGUAUUCCCGAUGGUGCACAGUCUCUUGCUCACUGAGGCUCUCUGUCCUUCGCUCACAACGGCCACGGUGCAACGAUUGGUUUACGCCGGCGAGGGAAAAUCAAACAAGCAGCUUGUGGAUUUGCAGCAGGCGUCCCUGCAAGGAGAUAAUAUAAUGGGGUCUGGGUAUUUCUAAAGUGGGAGAGUUGAUGAAUGAGGACAACUGUGGUGGUGCGGAUCUGACAUGAGAAUGCAUUGUGUGCCUACAAAAACACCUACACGGUUAUGUUACCCUUUUAGAUCUAACACGUCCACACCAAUGGGUUUGAUUUAUGAUUUUUUUUUAUAACAGAGACGGGAUCUUGAAUCGUCACUAUACUGUAACCCAUUGAACUUACAGACAGAGGCUUAAAGCAGUACAUAACUAGUUCCUGUAAAGAGUCCAAGUCGCCUACAUACAGCGCAGGCAGCCAUUUUGCAGGCAUAAUUAGUAUUGCAUACGCCACACACCAGGAACUGGUGACAUCAGUGAGGCUGUUCGCACCUCAUGCCUUAGUGUUGUCACUAGCAGUUUCUAGCGCAUUGAUUGGCUGAACACGGCUCAGCACACAAAAUGGCUGCCUCCUCUGGGCCUAGGCGAAAGGUACUCCUUGAAGAUUACCAGACAACUAAUGUAUGAGGUGUGCAUCUGGAAACUGAUGGUUAUUUUAAAAAAAGAAUAUAUAAAAAAAAAAACUUAUUUGCAUCAUCACCAAAUGAAGCCCAGGAUUGUGUCUAUAAAACUAUUCUUUACCUAAAAUAAAAACCUAUAUUUUCAUCA